UCGCGUGUUCCGGGAAUUGGCGAACCUCGGUAUCUCAGCUCGUAUUCGGGGCUGCAGACGACGCAAGGAUUCACAGCGACCAUCCAAACGAGCACCGUCAGAGUCUAUUUGAGUAAGAUGAUUCGUGAUCAUUUUGCAGUAUAUCAUCACGUUUCCGCAGUAUACUUCCUGGUUUGGAAUACGCACGAGAACGAGGGGAUCGUCUGAGACGAAUGUCUCCGAGUUAGUUCGCCGGGUCGCCGACGGUUCACCGACCGGACAUCGCCAGUUCCGCCGUGACUGCGCUAUACUAUACAGCACAUGCCCUCGCCAAAUAUCUUUAAAGAGCGGGUGCAGCCGCUGUCUGUGUUGCACUAGCAAGCUCUUCGCGCUGUCACGACUAACAGUGUUUGAUCCCCACAACCGACCAUGCCUAACCAACACGAUGCGAAGAUCAUUGUUCAUUGGCUGAACAAGUCACGCGGCCAGCGAAUUAUCUGGUUGCUGGAAGAGCUGAAGCUCGAGUAUGAGAUCAAAACGUACAAGCGCGAUGAGAACAUGCGUGCACCGCCAGAGUUGAAGGAGGUCCACGCCCUCGGAAAGUCGCCUGUCAUCAGUAUCGAGGCGCCUGGUCUCGAGCAGCCUCUGGUGCUCGCGGAGAGUGGUGCUAUAGUCGAGUACCUCUACGAUUACUUUGGUCGCGAACAGCUUCCCCAACGCUAUGCGGCGGGCAACGACGGUAAACUUGGGGCAGAAAACAAAGCAUGGAUCCAGUAUCGAUACUUGAUGCAUUACGCGGAGAGCAGUCUGAUGCCCAAUCUGCUCGUGUCGCUUGUAACUUCAAGCAUCCGCGACGCGCCAGUGCCAUUCUUCAUCAAGCCGAUUCCAAGGAAGAUUGCGGACACGGUGGACGGAAAGUAUACGAAACCCGAGAUCGAGUCGCAUCUCAAAUUCCUGGAAGAAAUGUUGGGCAAAGCGCCGGCGGGUGAUUUCUUCUGCGGAGCGACUGUGAGUGGAGCUGACAUCAUGAUCAUUUUCGUUCUCGAAGCAGCGAUGCAGGGCAAGUUCCUGACGGAGACGAGUCACCCAAAGCUGUACAAGUAUGUGAGGAACAUCCAGGGCUUGGAAUCGUACAAGAAGGCUGGCGACCGAGUCACGGAAGCCAGUGGAGAGAAGUUUGUUCCCUUUUCCGAGGCCGGGCGCCAGUAG
Periconia digitata is the source of this 1188-nucleotide messenger RNA. The record is from the annotation of a GenBank genome assembly. Lineage: Eukaryota; Fungi; Ascomycota; Dothideomycetes; Pleosporales; Periconiaceae.